This is a messenger RNA of Sphaeramia orbicularis (orbiculate cardinalfish), 2089 nucleotides long. RefSeq names its product RAB38b, member of RAS oncogene family (gene rab38b). Lineage: Eukaryota; Metazoa; Chordata; Actinopteri; Kurtiformes; Apogonidae. Gene Ontology annotation, molecular function: GTP binding; GTPase activity. Gene Ontology annotation, biological process: phagosome-lysosome fusion; endosome to lysosome transport. The transcript has 3 exons. The coding region runs from base 104 to 763 and encodes 219 amino acids. The record is from RefSeq and is a predicted model, not a curated record. Gene Ontology annotation, cellular component: phagocytic vesicle; trans-Golgi network; Golgi apparatus.
GCGGUACCGAAACACACACCAGGGACAGGGAGAGACCGAGGAGGGGGGACCCAGGCUGAGACUUAUCCAAACUUACACCGAAUCAGACGUGCGUAACUGGGAUAUGACCAACAACCACACACCGUACUCUAACGGGAUGCAAAACCUGCGGACGGAACACCUGUACAAGGUACUGGUGAUCGGAGAUUUAGGGGUCGGUAAGACCUCCAUCAUCAGGCGCUACGUGCACCAGACAUAUUCCACCAACUACCGGGCCACCAUCGGAGUGGACUUUGCCCUGAAGGUGUUGAACUGGGACUCAGAGACCAUCAGACUGCAGCUGUGGGACAUUGCAGGUCAGGAACGUUUUGGCAACAUGACACGAGUGUACUACCGGGAAGCCAUGGGAGCUUUCAUAGUGUUCGACGUGACACGGCCUACGACCUUUGAAGCAGUCAUAAAGUGGAAGGAGGACCUGGACUCCAAACUAAUGCUGGCUAACGGACAGAGCAUUGCCACCGUGCUCCUGGCAAACAAGUGUGACCAGGGGAGGGAGCUGACCAACAACUGCAUCAAAAUGGACCAGUUCUGCAAAGACCACGGCUUUGUCGGCUGGUUUGAGACCUCAGCUAAGGAUAACCUCAACAUUAAUGACGCUGCAAACUUCUUGGUGAAACACAUCAUGGCCACAGAGAAUGACAUCCUGAAAUCUGUGAUACCAGACACCAUCUCACCUCAGAUCGACACCGACAGGCAGAUGAACUGCUCUGGAUGCUUCAAAUAAUUAAACAAGAGACUGAUGAAAGGGUGAAACUCAGAAGGACUCAGAGGGACAGUCACACCACAGGUGGACCUGAGGUACUGUCCGACAUAUUUGGUCCAAACCGGUGUUGAGUAUUUUAGUUUGCAGUUUUGUUUUUGCACAAAUGAAUGCAGAUAUUGCAAACUAAGGCUACAUGGACAUAACAUCAUAUAACCUCUGACUCCUGCAUACUUUUCUGUGCUCUUUGCAUUAAGAACUAAGCAAUUCUGACAUUUUUAAUGUAAUACAACCAAAGGAGGGCAUUCCAGAUAUAAAAAAACAAAUAUCUGGAAACAUUUUAGCCUAAUUUUAACCACUUCUGGAAAGUACUUACAUUGUCAUUAACACCCAUUUUUCCUCCUUUUGGUGAAAAACUAAUACAAAUGGGGAAAUAAUCAGGUUUCUUUGGUGUUAUGUUGGAAAAGCAUAAGAAUGUGCUCAUCAACACUGAAUACUGGAUUUAUUAUCCUCUUGAAAUGUGAAUUUUGCACAUACAAAUGUUAUUUUUGUGUAUCUUUUUUAAGUUAUUUACAGCAAUACACUUUUAGUAGUGCUGCAUUGGUUGAAAUAAUAUAUUAUUUUGCUUAUAAUUCUUCUGGUAAAUGACUACACACAAACAUCUAGUAGUGCAAAUUGUCCGUUGAGACCUGUCAGGCAUAUUUGUUGAAGGAACAGACUCCUCUUAUUGUCUAGAGUUGGAUUUUACUACAAAGAGGUAUUUUGGCUACAACAACUGACUGCAGUACAUGCAUAAAUGUGUCUGUAUAUCGUGUUUCUGUAUCAGAGGAGAAAAUGUGUUGGUUGUCUGGUUGUCGACUGGACAUUCUCAUGACUUCACUUGCCAAAGUCUAACUCUGUAUCCAUGGUAACUAGUCUUUUUUCGCGACUAUCCUCUGACAUCUGUGUGAAGCUAUUUAUUGCUGUUCACUCAAAUGCAUACACACACAUUUGCACACAUUUUUUAUAUCCUUCUGCCUUUUUUAUUCCUCAUUUUCUUCUUUCUCCUCCCCUCGCCCACUCCAGCCUCUGUUUUUUAUUUUUUUAUUUUUGUUUUCUUGCCGAAUUCUCACCGUCCGCUUGACGAUUGUUUCCAGAGUGAUUGCUUUUUAAUUCUUCUCCCUCCUUUUCUGCACCCAUCUGAUUCUCUGUCUCAUGUGUUUACUUCAUGUUCCAUACCCACAUCGACUUUACACACACCCACGAUGCAGCAUCUUUAAAAAUCUUAGCACUGGGGUUGCAUGUACAGAUCUUUUGUUGAGCUUGCACCUCUGUAAAAUUUUGCACAAAACAAAAGCUUUUGAACCCACA